Sorex fumeus (smoky shrew) is the source of this 1287-nucleotide messenger RNA. RefSeq names its product alpha-protein kinase 2-like. The transcript has 4 exons. The record is from RefSeq and is a predicted model, not a curated record. The annotation marks the transcript as partial. Lineage: Eukaryota; Metazoa; Chordata; Mammalia; Eulipotyphla; Soricidae.
AUGCGUCUCUGGCAGAGUUUUGCAGGGCCCAGGAGGCCUCGGGGCCUGCUGCAAACAGACCCCAGCGGGUUCUGAGCUGAGCUGUGGGUGGAGAAGACCUGCACCCGCUACCCCGCCCGGGCUUCGCAGGGACAGCCAACCCAUGCCUCACCCUGAGCCCCGGCGCCCACGGUCCAGCCAGUCCUCCUAUGUAGGACAGACAGUUCCCAAAGAUCCACAGGGCAGGAGAGAUGACGGAUUCCAGAGGGCCACCGCAGCGGGGGCUGUGCUUUCUCUCCACGCUGCUUUCGCAGAAGGUCCCCGAGAAGUCGGACACGGUGCUUCGCUGCAUGAUCUCUGGUCAGCCCAAACCAGAGGUAACCUGGUAUAAGAAUGGUCAAACCAUAGAAGAGUGCGGUAUUAUUUCCAGUUAUGAGUUCUUCCAGAAUCAGUAUAUUCAUAUGUUACAUCUCUACUGCUGCACCCAGGACGACGCUGCCGUCUACCAGGUCUCUGCCAGGAACGGGCAGGGCAUGAUCUGCUGCUCUGCCUCCCUAGAAGUCGAGCGCCCGACCACCCUGCCGGACCCUGGGGCCCCAGAGACCAGGCCGGUGGACUGCGAGAAGGCCCCUCCUAACGAGGCCCAAGCCAGGACCUCCUGGGCCGCCCCCGGGUCAGCUGACCCCCCCUCCUCCCAGAGCCAUGGCUUAGCCUGGGGCCAGUCGCUGGCCAACGGUGACCUCAGCGCAUCCAGUACUGACCAUCCCCGCGGCGCGGAGGCCACCAGGCAGACGGAGGAGCUGGUCCACGGGCAGCUCCGGCCAGAGUCCAGUCCUGCCUCUGUGGCCCAAGAUGGGCAUCGCCCCUCAGGCUCUGCACCUCGGCCCAUCUCCGGGGUCCAGGAGAAGGAGGCCUUGAGCCAUGCUGGCCCCAGCCAUGCCGCCUUCAGCGCUGCUCCUCCAAACCCCAGAGCCGAAAAGUACAUUAGCUUCAGUCUCCCGCUGCCACCACCCCCGCCGGUGACAGCUGAGUCGGGGACCCUGGGCCAGCCAGCAGCCUGCUCCAAGCACCCCAGCCCUCGGCUCCCCAGCGAGGACUCCGACAGCGACUAUGAACUUUGCCCGGAGAUAACCUUCACCUACACGGAGAAGUUUUCAGAUGAUGACCUGGAGUAUCUGGAAUGUUCCGAUGUGAUGACGGAUUACUCUAAUGCCAUUUGGCAACGGAGUCUGCAAGGGGCCGAGCGGGUUUUUUUAUUAGAAAGCGAUGACGAAGAGCCGGAAUUCAGCGAGCGGGGCCUGGAGGGAU